AUGGGACUCGAACAGCAAUCAGAUGUGGUAAGAAAAUGGUAUUAUCCAGCGAGGCCCACGUCGGACAACGGUGACCGUCUGGUCAACUUGUGCGAACAGACGGGCCUCAUCGUCGCUUCCACGUUUAAGAGGAAUCAUCGACGCCAUCAGCUCACGUGGCAGGGGUCAACCCCUUUAACGCCUGAAGAGCAGCGCAAGCGGAAGAUGAGGACUCCUAAGCUCCUGCUUGACAACGUUCUGGCGAGGAACAUUCCUGGGUCAGAUAUCCGAAAAUCUAUGGCUGUUUGGGACGUCGCGUUCGACUUUGACCACCGUCCAGUUCUUCUCAGCUUCAAGAUACGGAGAAGCUUAGUUGGGUCGACCUGUCCGCAAUUCCCUCAUCAUGAUGUACGGAUCGCAGACUUGGAGAGCGCCAUCUACGGUGAUGAAGAGGCUUGA
Necator americanus (New World hookworm) is the source of this 438-nucleotide messenger RNA. RefSeq lists its product as uncharacterized. The record is from RefSeq and is a predicted model, not a curated record. Bases 1 to 438 code for a protein of 145 amino acids. NCBI's taxonomy places the organism in Eukaryota, Metazoa, Nematoda, Chromadorea, Rhabditida, Ancylostomatidae. The transcript has a single exon.